UCGCACGAAAAAAGAAAAAAACUGGAAAAACCGCGCAAACCCUACUUCAUCUCUAGUGGCCGCCGAUUUCCCGCUCGUGGUCGCCUGCUUGUGGUCGCCGAUUACCUCCGGGAGUAAACGCUCGUAACCAGCACACAAAUUUUCGAUUUGAAGCGUCGGUGAGCUGGAGGUUUCUAUAGUAUAAUUCCUUCUUUAGAUUCAAGUCAUCAGAAAGCUUGCAAGUUGUAAUUAUGGGCAAACCAACCUCUCGGUCGGAUUCGAAAUCUAAAGCCGAACGCAAAUUUGAAAAGAAGAUACAAUUCUAUGAGAGAGUUGGUGAAACUAUUGCUACCUUAAAUGCUCAAAAGACUAUUACUAAGAAGAAACUUCGAAGACGUAAAAGGGAUUUGAAGGCUUUCGAUCUUACUGCUCUAUCGGAAUUUCUUCCUGGAUUGAAGGCUCCGAAACAAAAAACUUCGGACACCGAGUUAAAAGUAAAUUGCAAGUCUAGGCUAAAGUUUGUAUUGAAGGAAACAAAGCAAAUGGGUACAGUUCUUAAUCACCCUGCAUUCCAGGCAGAUCCCCUGGGAGCUAUUCAUCUACAUUUAGAGAGCACACAACCAGUUGAGGAACCGAAGAAAAAGAAGACGAACAGAAACGGGAGCAAGAAAAGGAAAGAGAAGAAGUCCAAAGCCACUGCAAAACCUUCAUCUAUGGAGAUGUGACUUAUCUCUCAUCGGCUUUCUUUUGCCAUAGUAAGCCUACAGCUUUUUUUUUCAGCCCGAGAAGUUUGUUCGGACGUAACUCUUCGACUAAGAGGUAAGAAGUUCAAAUUGUCAGCUCGAUCUUGCUUUCUUAAUUUUGAUUAUAAGAACCCCUAGAAUUCAUGGGUGGGUGAGAGUGGUUCUUUCAAGUUUUCCUUCGACUAAGAGGUAAGAAAGUGGAAGUUGAUAACUAUGAAUGAAUGAACUCAUAUCAAGCAAAAAUGAGUUCAAUACCAUUUGGAAUAUUUAUUUAUCAAGUGCAAAAUCUUGGAUAGGUAUUUUCCUUGGACCAAAUUGGAACCAUGCUUGUUCCUUGAAACAUCUUUCACUCCAUCUCUCUUUGGUUAUGAGAUCUUGCCUCAUUAGUUCCGAGCUCCGAAAUCAACGGUUAUCAAAUCUUUCUUGUUCUCAAUUAAAUCUACUUUGUUCAUACAUAAUAUUCGCUUUUGUUUU
Molecule: messenger RNA, 1196 nt
Organism: Cucurbita pepo subsp. pepo (vegetable marrow)
Lineage: Eukaryota; Viridiplantae; Streptophyta; Magnoliopsida; Cucurbitales; Cucurbitaceae
Product: ribosome biogenesis protein
Biological process (GO): maturation of SSU-rRNA from tricistronic rRNA transcript (SSU-rRNA, 5.8S rRNA, LSU-rRNA)
Cellular component (GO): preribosome, small subunit precursor; nucleolus; 90S preribosome
Source: RefSeq, a predicted model, not a curated record